AUGGAGUCGACCACCCCAAUGAUGGAAAAAGCGAUGGACAUCAACCUCGUCGAGGUUGACGAGAAGGCGGACAAGCGCAAUGAGUCUGCUGCUGAGAUCGCGAAGACCACUGAGACCGAAAUGGCGGCUGAGAAGCCUUCCGGCGACAAGGACUCGGCUGAGGCGAACGAGUCCAAGAAAACUGACGAGGAGCCGGUCGAGGUUGAGAACCCAAGCAGUAAUUAA
Messenger RNA from Caenorhabditis bovis, 225 nucleotides. The record is from the annotation of a GenBank genome assembly. NCBI's taxonomy places the organism in Eukaryota, Metazoa, Nematoda, Chromadorea, Rhabditida, Rhabditidae.